AUGGAUGGAAGUGGAUGGGCAGAAGAAAGUUACGAUGCGGGAAUUGCUGGUGGUUGGGGUGAAGCAUCGUUUGUGGAAGCUGAUGAAUUCAAAGAGAGUCAACGUACCGAGAAAGUACCGUUUCCAGCAACAGUUAAAGAUCUUAGUCAAUUAGCAAACAAUGAAGAGAAACUGACAACUGGUAAAUACACCUUCAGCACGAUUCGAGUUGUUGGUCGUGUGAAAGAAUCGUUACAAACGGAUGGAGGACAAUCUAUCGAAUAUACAUUAGCCGAUUAUCAUGAUACGAAUGCCACAUUUCUCAUUAUUCACUAUAGAGGCGUGCUCGCGAGUGCUGCUGCAAAUUCAGAUGCAGUAGUAGAAGGAACAGAUGUUUCUGUUGUGGGAAAAUUGCGGAGUUUUAGUGAACGACUUUGUAUUGUUGCUUUUGAUGUUCGAGAGAUAGAGGAUAAGAGAGAGAUUGAUGCAUUUCACUUAGAAGCCCGACUUGCUCGACUUUUCUAUACAAAAGAUGUGCCGGACAUAGCGUUAUCAGAAAAAUGGAUAACUAUAUCUGAGGGUACAAUGUUACGUGUAAACGAUGAAGGUGCAGGACAAACAAAACAAACCAGUGAUUGGAGGAGUAAUGUUGGAUCUAAUCUAAAAGUAGCCAGUAAUGCAAUGCAACGGAAUGCAUUUUAUUCAGCUCCUGAUAAUAAUUGUCGUGGAUUAACUGGUCAGAAGGCUGAGAUAUUUAAAUAUUUACGUAGUAAUGGCGAUCCGGUUAUUGGAGCUAGUAUUGAUGAUAUACGCACUGGCAUUCCGAGAAAUCACUUCAAUUCAUUCACAUUUUCUGCUGAUAUGGAAUAUUUGGCUUCUGAAGGUCUGAUUUAUGCUACUUCAGAUGAUGAUCAUUAUGCAGCUAAUGCAUAG
Molecule: messenger RNA, 912 nt
Organism: Acanthocheilonema viteae
Lineage: Eukaryota; Metazoa; Nematoda; Chromadorea; Rhabditida; Onchocercidae
Source: the annotation of a GenBank genome assembly